Lynx canadensis (Canada lynx) is the source of this 1794-nucleotide messenger RNA. Its product is annotated as peroxisomal succinyl-coenzyme A thioesterase-like. The record is from RefSeq and is a predicted model, not a curated record. The transcript has 3 exons. Lineage: Eukaryota; Metazoa; Chordata; Mammalia; Carnivora; Felidae. Gene Ontology annotation, biological process: fatty acid metabolic process; acyl-CoA metabolic process. Gene Ontology annotation, molecular function: fatty acyl-CoA hydrolase activity. The coding region runs from base 281 to 1543 and encodes 420 amino acids. Gene Ontology annotation, cellular component: peroxisome.
GGGAGACAAGUGUUCUGAAGGCGGGUUCGACGCUACACCCAGAUUUCAGGACGCCCUGCGCGCGCACCGCCCAGGCCCCGGAGAACGACCUGCUGCUUUUCCUUGAGACGAGUCCCGGGCGUGCGGUCCACGGAUCUGAAGCGCCCUGACACUCCUCCUGACGCGGCUCCACCACCUACCGUCGGGUGCCGGGGGACGCCUGAUCCCUUCGGGCCUCCAGCGCGCUCUCCACGGUCUAGACGCGACUGCAGCCGAGCGCUACACGCGGAACUGGGCAGGGAUGGCGACAGUGAUCCUGGAGCCCGCGGGCCGCUGCGCGUGGGACGAGCCCGUGCGCAUCACCGUGCGUGGCCUCUCCCCGGGACAGCCUGUCACGCUGCGCACGUCCCUGCGCGACGAGAAGGGCGCGCUCUUCCGGGCCCGCGCGCUGUACCAAGCGGACGCCGGCGGCCUCCUGGACCUGGCGCGCGCGCCCGCGCUGGGCGGCAGCUUCACGGGGCUCGAGCCCAUGGGGCUGCUCUGGGCCUUAGAGCCCGAGAAGCCUUUUUGGCGGUUUGUGAAGCGGGACGUGCAGACGCCCUUCGCGGUGGAGCUGGAGGUGCUCGAGGGCCACGAGCCCGACGCCGGGCGGCUCCUGGGCCGGGCGGUGCUGGAGCGCGACUUCCUGCGGCCGGGGAUGCUGCGGGCGCCGGUGCGCGCGGGCCGGGUGCGCGGCACGCUCUUCCUGCCGCCUGGACCUGGACCUUUCCCAGGGAUCAUUGACAUCUUUGGAAUUGGAGGGGGCCUGUUGGAAUACAGAGCCAGCCUUCUGGCUGGUCAUGGCUUUGCCACGUUGGCGCUAGCUUAUUAUAAUUUUGAAGAUCUUCCCGAGGAAUUGGAUAGCAUAGACCUGACCUACUUUGAAGAAGCCGUGUGCUACAUGCUUCAACACUCCCAGGUAAAGGGCCCAGGCAUUGGGCUUCUGGGCAUUUCUUUAGGGGCUGAUAUUUGUCUCUCCAUGGCCUCAUUUUUAAAGAACAUCUCAGCCACAGUUUCCAUCAAUGGAUCUGGGUUAAGUGGAAACAAACCUAUAUACUACAAGCAGACUUGCAUGCCUUCAUUGGGCUAUGAUCUGAGGAGAAUCAAGGUCACUUUCUCAGGCCUCCUGGACAUCGUGGAUAUAUGGAAUGAUACUGUAGGAGGCUAUGAGAACCCCAGCAUGAUUCCAAUUGAGAAGGCCCAAGGGCCCAUCCUCUUCAUCGUGGGUCAGGAUGACCAUAACUGGAGGAGUGAGUUAUAUGCCCAAAUAGCCUCUGAACGGUUACAGGCCCAUGGAAAGGAAAAACUUAAGAUCAUCUCUUAUCCUGGGACUGGGCAUUACAUUGAGCCUCCUUACUUCCCCCUGUGCCCAGCUUCUGUGCAUAAAUUACUGAACAAACCUGUGCUCUGGGGUGGGGAGCCCAGGGCUCAUUCUAAGGCCCAGGAAGAUGCUUGGAAACAAAUUCUAACCUUUUUCUGCAAACAUCUUGGAGGUCCCCAGAAUAUAGCUUCUCCCAAAUUGUAAUGUGUUGGGUCUGUUGUCUACACGAGAAAUUCAAGGUCAGAUUCUGGUGUUUAAUAAUCAUAUGUGAAUUGGUUGUCCCCUGGAUAACAUUAAAUUCAUGUCAUGGGUAUUAAUGAUGGGUUUUAGGUAACAAUUUGAAUAAAUUAUUUUUUCAUUAAUUUUACUAAUGUAAUACAUGCAUAUUACAGAAGAUUCAGUUAGAUGUAUACAACACACACACACAAAUAAAAAGCAUUCCCUGUUAAAAUUUA